AUGCUGAACGUCAUUAUUGUUGGCGCUGGGAUCGCGGGGCUUUCUGCAGCAAUUUCCCUUCGUCGCGCUGGCCAUUGCGUCCACUUAUACGAAAAGUCUUCGAUGAACAACGAAAUUGGCGCCGCCAUCAACGUACCACCCAAUGCCUCAAGAUUUCUAACAGCUUGGGGUUUGGAACCUGUUCGGUGGCAAUGGGUCAAGUCAAGACGUGUGCAUUUGAUGGAUCCUUUUACACUGGAGUCGACGGCUGAAGUGUCUGACGAGAAAACGGCAACGUCUGUCGGUGGUGUUCCCCUGUGGCUGUCUCAUAGGGUCGACUUACACAACGCUCUAAAAUGGAUGGCUACCAGAUCAGAUGGUCCCGGUGCGCCGGCCACCAUACAUCUGAACUCUCCAGUAAUAGGAUAUAACCCUUCCAAACCUUCCAUUAUACUUUCAGGUGGGCAAGAAGUAUGCGGAGAUUUGGUUAUUGGUGCCGACGGGGUUCAUUCUCUCGCACCCGAGGCUAUCUUGGGUCGAAAGAACGAGCCUGUGGCUCCAGCACACUCGAAUUAUUGCUACCGAUUUCUCAUCCCAGUUGAGCGACUGGAGGCGGAUCCUGAUACCAACUUCUUUGUCGAAGGCCGUGAUGGAUGGACGCGGAUUUUCCCAGACAACAGUAAGCAACGUAGGCUGGUGGUAUACCCCUGCCGCAACAAUACCAUCCUCAAUUUCGUUGGCAUCGUUUACGAGCAAGAGAACAAGUCGGAAAAAAGGGAAAAUUGGCAUGCUACUGUUGACAUGGCGCAUGUGUUGGACAAAUUUGCUGGGUUUGACCCAAAACUUUUAAAGGUCAUCAGCAAAGCAACAGAUGCGAAACGAUGGCCACUGCUGUACCGGCACCCUUUACCGACAUGGAAUAGCGGCCGGAUGACACUGGCUGGCGACGCUGCACAUCCUAUGCUGCCCCACCAAGGCCAAGGUGGUGCCCAGGCACUGGAGGACGGCCUGGCUCUGGGAAUAAUCCUUUGCGGAGCUAGUACGCCAUUAGAGAUCGAACGGCGACUGGAGAUCUAUUACAAUCUUCGACACAGGAGAACGAGCGUGAUCCAGAUUCUCAGCAACGCGGGCUCAGAUCAAACGGGCCUUGUAAGUGAUGAACUACGCCAAUACCUGACCGAGGAGGAAAUACCUAGGGACUUUUUGUCGAUAACGCGUCAUAACUUUGGCUACGACGUUGUGCGGGCGACAUUGGCCGCCAUGCGAGAGUAUGAUCCGUCGUUUAGGCUAAAACAGAACUUUUUUGACGGUCCGGUGAUUGGGGUGCCUGGGAAAUUAUAA
Messenger RNA from Pochonia chlamydosporia 170, 1320 nucleotides. RefSeq names its product salicylate hydroxylase. The transcript is spliced from 7 exons. Bases 1 to 1320 code for a protein of 439 amino acids. Lineage: Eukaryota; Fungi; Ascomycota; Sordariomycetes; Hypocreales; Clavicipitaceae. Gene Ontology annotation, molecular function: monooxygenase activity; FAD binding. The record is from RefSeq and is a predicted model, not a curated record.